Messenger RNA from Solanum lycopersicum (tomato), 609 nucleotides. RefSeq names its product Hop-interacting protein THI121. Gene Ontology annotation, molecular function: zinc ion binding. Lineage: Eukaryota; Viridiplantae; Streptophyta; Magnoliopsida; Solanales; Solanaceae. The record is from RefSeq and is marked provisional.
AUGAAGAAUUGUGAGCUUUGUAAUGGAUUAGCUAGGAUUUACUGUGAAUCUGACCACGCGAAUUUGUGUUGGGAUUGUGAUUUGAAGGUGCAUUCAGCGAACUUUUUGGUAGCAAAACAUUCCAGGUCGUUGCUAUGUAACGUGUGUCGAUCGCCGACGGUUUGGUCAGCUAGCGGUGCGAAAAUUGGCCGGACGGUAUCUGUAUGUGAGAGAUGCGUGAAUGAUGAAGAAACUGACAGAGAAGAGGAAGAGAAGGAGGAAAUUGAUUUGGAAGAUAUUCAAGUUGUUCCGUGGUCAUCAACUCCGCCUCCACAGCCGGAGAGUUCGUCCAGUAGCAGCGAUGAAUCGUUAACUGAUUUUUUUUCUUUGAAGCGAAUGCGAAAAGAUGAUGAUAGUGGAACUUUAACGUCACAUCGGGAAGUUAAUAUGCUCUCGCCGGCGACGGAGGAUCAUGGCGGUGACGAAGCAGCUGAGUUUGUAAAGUCAUUUCCGGUGAAAAUGCCUUCAAAGAUCCAGAGAACCGGUGAGAUUCUAUCGGGUCGGGUUGAAAAUAUUGGAUGUUCAGCGACGGUGGAGCUUAUCGGAAGAAUUAAUCGGGGAGGUGGAUAG